Messenger RNA from Pyricularia oryzae 70-15, 1800 nucleotides. RefSeq names its product NAD(P)H-dependent D-xylose reductase xyl1. The transcript is spliced from 4 exons. The coding region runs from base 604 to 1578 and encodes 324 amino acids. Gene Ontology annotation, cellular component: cytosol. Gene Ontology annotation, molecular function: D-xylose reductase (NADPH) activity. NCBI's taxonomy places the organism in Eukaryota, Fungi, Ascomycota, Sordariomycetes, Magnaporthales, Pyriculariaceae. The record is from RefSeq and is a predicted model, not a curated record. Gene Ontology annotation, biological process: D-xylose catabolic process.
UCGUCGGAGCAAAUACUGGUAAAAUAUGCAAGUAAGGUACCUACCUAUUCCUUUGUAUCAGAAAACAGAACAAAACAAAGAACCAAAAGAGAACCUCCCAGUGGCAGUGGGGUCCCUCAACGGCCGUGGUUUAAUUUCUCAUUGGUGCGCCUGGCAUCCAUCAAUUCCCCUUGGGCUGGGCUUGGUGAUGAAUGACACUGCAGAUUGCGGAGCCAAGAUUUCACAUAUUGCUAUAGGCAUUGGUGGCACUGGUUAGCCUAGUCCUAAUACAAUCGGCAAUACCCAGUAAAACUUCGGUCGGGAUGGGCAACGCAUCCACAUGGAUCAUUGUACAGUAUCGGGGACCCUAACGGUUUGCAGAUAGUGGUGAGGCGGGAAUCCAGGACUGCGGAGUUUUUAUGUCUGUAUAAAUCCCGCGCGCCCUCCUUCUAGCCAUGAGGAAGGAGGGCAACCUGAUUCUGGUUCUAGUAUUAUUGCUCCUUCCUUUUUGACGAGAAUAUAAUUGCCUAUUUCCCCUCAUCUCACCUGUAUCUAUCUGCUCUUCGAAAUCUGUGUUUUCUUGACUUGUACAACCCGAUUUGAUACCCCAGAAACCCAGCAAUCAUGGCGUCGCCAACGAUGAAGCUGAACAACGGCCUGGACAUGCCGCAGGUCGGAUUCGGUCUCUGGAAGGUCGAGAACAGCGUCUGCGCCGACGUGGUCUACAACGCCAUCAAGGCCGGAUACCGCCUGUUCGACGGUGCCUGUGACUACGGCAAUGAAGUCGAGUGCGGCCAGGGCGUCAAGCGCGCUAUCGAUGAGGGUCUCGUCAAGCGUGAGGAGCUCUUCAUCGUCUCCAAGCUCUGGAACACAUUCCAUGACGGCGAGCGCGUUGAGCCCAUCGUCAAGAAGCAGCUCGCCGACUGGGGCAUUGAAUACUUCGACCUGUACCUGAUCCACUUCCCCGUGGCCCUCGAGUAUGUCGACCCUUCGGUCCGCUACCCGCCGGGCUGGCACUACGACGACGCCGGCACCGAGAUUCGACCCAGCAAGGCCAGCAUCCAAGAGACAUGGACCGCCAUGGAGAAGCUCGUUGACGCCGGCCUGAGCAAGGCCAUUGGUGUCAGCAACUUCCAGGCCCAGCUGCUGUACGACAUGCUCCGCUACGCCCGCAUCCGUCCCGCCACCCUGCAGAUCGAGCACCACCCCUACUUGGUCCAGCAGAGGCUCAUCGAGGCCUGCAAGACCGAGGGCAUCGUCGUCACUGCAUACUCUUCCUUUGGCCCUGCCAGCUUCAAGGAGUUCAACAUGGAGCACGCCGAGGCUCUGACCCCGCUGCUUGAGGAGCCCACCAUCGUCAAGCUGGCCGAGAAGUACGGCAAGGACCCGGGACAGGUCCUUCUGCGCUGGGCCACCCAGCGUGGCCUCGCCGUCAUCCCCAAGUCAUCGCGUGAGAAGACCAUGAAGAGCAACUUUGAGGCUGUCGGCUGGGACAUGGAGGACUCCGACAUCAAGACCAUCUCGGCUCUUGACAAGGGCAUCCGCUUCAACCAGCCCGCAAAUUACUUCUCCACCGACAAGCUCUGGAUCUUUGGUUGAAUGCACAUAACAAAGCGCAAAACUAUCCGAGUCCCACAGUCUAGGGGUAGCUUUGCAUUUUGGGUGUUGGGAUUAUCGUGGCCAAGAUACGUCGGGGCCCACUGAGCAUGUCCCUGUAGACUUUGGUCGUACAUUCAUAGCAUCAACCGAAAGCUUGUUAAAUAUGACACUCUCGUUAUGACGCCCAUGGCUGCAUCUUAAAAUGUAAAACGUGCUGAGGAA